Messenger RNA from Sardina pilchardus (European sardine), 1650 nucleotides. Its product is annotated as GTPase IMAP family member 9-like. Gene Ontology annotation, molecular function: GTP binding. The transcript has 3 exons. Lineage: Eukaryota; Metazoa; Chordata; Actinopteri; Clupeiformes; Clupeidae. The coding region runs from base 78 to 1157 and encodes 359 amino acids. The record is from RefSeq and is a predicted model, not a curated record.
GUUACAAGGACACAGACUCUUGAGACGAGAAUCAUUACUCAGUGGCAUCCCACACAGACAUAGAGGAAGACUGCACCAUGCCACUGAAAGAGAAGCGUGAAGAUUUGAGGAUUGUGCUGCUGGGGAAGACUGGAGUGGGAAAGAGUGCUGCAGGAAACACCAUACUGGGGAGGGACCCGCUGCCGGAAGAGACUGGAGAGGGAAAGAGUGCUGCAGAAAACCUGGACAAGGGCACAUUUGAAUCUUCUCUCUGUGCUGGCUCUCUUACAGCAGCAUGUAAGAAGAAAAGAGUUCAUGUAAAUAGGAGAGAUGUGUACGUUGUUGAUACUCCAGGCCUGUUUGACACAAGAACCAAUCAUGAAGAGACAGAAAAAGAGGUAAGAGAAUGCAUCUCUCUGUCCUCUCCGGGUCCCCAUGCUUUUCUAGUCGUUAUCCAGCUGGGUACAUUCACACCAGAGGAGCAGAAUACAGUGAAGUUGAUUAAGAAAAUCUUUGGUGAAGAAUCAGCCAAGUACACAAUGGUGCUGUUCACUCAUGGAGACAAACUGAAGAAAAUAACCAUUGACGAAUUUGUGAAAGGUAAUGAAAAGCUUAAAGAUUUCACUGAUCAGUGCCAUGGGGGAUAUCACGUCUUUAACAAUGAGGACAAAAAGAAUCGCUCUCAGGUCACAGAGCUGCUGAAGAAGAUUGAUGCGAUGGUGAAGAUGAAUGGAGGAGGCUACUACACCACUGAGUUGUACCAGCAGGUUGAAGCAGAGAUAGAACGAGAGAAGGCAAAGAUUCUGAAACAGAAGAAAAAGGAGAGGAAGCUAGAAGAGAAGAGGCUGGAAGAACAGAUUAAGGACAAAGAAGAGUUGAAGAAAGCUAAAGAGGAGCUAAAGCAAAAGGAAGAUGAAAACGCUUUUACCCUCUCUGAAAACGCUAGACUGGAAGCUGAGUUAAAUAAUAGCUUUACACGUUCAGGUGUCAUAGGUGCUAUAAGUGGUGCUAUAGCAGGUGGUAUAGCAGGUGGUAUAGGAGGUGCUGUCGUCGCAGGGCCAGUAGGUGCAGUAGUGGGAGCAGCAGGGGGUGCAGUAGUGGGAGCAGCAGGAGGUGCAGCAGUGGGAGCAGCAGCAGGAGGUGCAGCAGGAGGGCAGCAAGCAAAGAAGGAUGACUAAUUGAGUUUAGUUCCUUUAGUUAAAGACAGGGACAGCGCAUAAUAAAACAUUAACUUUGUACAACAAGAAAAUAUGUCUUGUACCAGGUUUUAGCAAAUUGCUAUUUUUCACCUGUAGUCACUGGACAGGUUGAUGGAAUAAUAAAGUGGAAAGCAAAUGCAUUGUACUGUGAUUAAAUAACCUGUGUGAAACUCUUUAUCUGUGUUUUCUGUUCUUGGGGUGGGAUAUAGACAUCUGAUUUCCAAAUUACUUGAUUGAUGAUUAACUUCAAAAUGUUACUUUUCCAUCUGUUCUAUUUCUGUUUCCUCUACUUUGUACCCAAUAAUAGCUACUCCAAACAAGAGUCAAACAUGGAUUCAAAUCAUUCUAUCAUGUAUAAUCAAUAAAUAAAUUACCAGAUCGUAAUUUCAUCAUGUAUUACAUUAUUACUAGACUAAUACUGUUAUACUGUUAAAGUCUGUUAUUCUUUUUUGGUAUUUAGCUCACUGCCAUA